AUGAACAACGAUGAAUAUGAUAAUAACGGGGAUUGGAGCUUUGCAAGUGAAAAAAAUUUUGACCCUUCGCAACAACAAUUUUGGCAUCAGCAAUUUCUAAAAGUCGAUCUUAGUAAGCUUGAAAUCAUCGAAAGUGGAAAGCUCUUACUCGUCGCCGUUUAUCCAAAACUUUCGUUGGUUUUACGUUUCAUCACUAAUGAAUUAUGCAUCAGUUUGAAUAAUGCAACUGAGGAGAUAGUUAUUCCGUUGAACCAAGUUACAAAAUUUAAGGUAUCGCCAAAUAAGGAUAUUACGGUGGAAUUUAAAAAGAAUUUCGAUAGAUAUUAUUUCAGAUAUCAGCAGGGUCCAUUGAAUCAGCGAGAACAGAUCUCAUUUGAUCCAUCUAAUGGAAAACUUGAUGGCGCACAAACACUAAUAUUUAUGCCAGCUAACUGGGUAGACAAAAAUACAAUAAUUUUUUUCGGGGAAGGAAUAAGGAGAUUGAGGUUUGAUCAGCACAAAGUGAAUAGUUUAGAGAAAAGAGAGUCAGGAAUAGGUAGCAAUAUUCUUGGGAAAGAAUAUGGUAAAGAUGACGGAAAAGAGCUUUACAUAACUUGUUCUUUUUUGACGAAAACAUUUGCGUUGCAAGUUCGGGAUAGCAUCACAUUUCAAGAAAUUCUUAGCGAUGUUCAGAUGCGUUAUAAAAUUGAAGUAAAUCCUCAUCGCAUCACCUACAAAAAUCAAGUAAAUGAUAUUAUAACUUUAAUUGAUGAAGAAGAUUGGCAAGCUGCUAAAUGGGAGGCAAAAAGAGCCAAAUCAUAUACGAUCUGUAUGUACUUCUCGUAG
Molecule: messenger RNA, 825 nt
Organism: Acaulospora morrowiae
Lineage: Eukaryota; Fungi; Glomeromycota; Glomeromycetes; Diversisporales; Acaulosporaceae
Source: the annotation of a GenBank genome assembly